AGUAGGUCUGAAAUUUGCUGCUGCAGCUUGUAGGUGAAACGAGCAACUAGCACCAUGUACUGCGCACUGCCUCGAGACAGCGAAGAAUAUUGGAGCCAUUUCUGGAACGAAAGACUAUCGAUAUGGCAGCAGGAAGGAGUGACCAAACUUCUAAAGGACAACAAAGAUGUCAUUCUCGCGGGAAAAUCACGUGCUCGUGUGUUCAUACCCCUCUGCGGAAAAGCACGAGAACUGAAGUGGUUUUAUGACCUCGGACACAGAGUGAUUGGUGUGGAAUUCGUGGAGGAGUGCGUGCGCAGCUACUUCACCGAGAGCGAGCUGGAAUUGGAAGAGGCCACGUGCCCCAUCAUUAAAUGCAAGAUACUCAGGACACCAGACCAUCGACUGCAAGUGUUUAUCUGCAACAUUUUUUACUUCAAAAGGGAGUGCGCUGGAACUAUGGACAUUGUUUGGGAUAGGUCUGGAUUUACAGCCAUGAGAGUCGAGGAUCGCGCCAGAUAUGCUGCAGUGAUCAAAAGCCUACUGGCCCCAGACUUCUCGUACGGCAUGUGGACAGUUGUUUAUGAUACGCACAGUGUUGUCGAAACAGUCGGGCCCCGCAGCGCCGGAGAGUCUGCCCUCCGGGAACAUUUCGGAGAUACGGCUGCAAACAUUGCACUGGUGGAUAGCCACGUUGAAGAGACGGCAUUGUACACUCGGGGCGGCGGACCAUUUACGUUCUGUCUGUGGCACAUGACCCCGAUAAAGUCAUGAAAGCUUUGAAUGUUUGGGUAUACCACCUGUUUCGCCGUAACUGUGGCGUUCAUGCAUUAGCAUAUUUUCAAGACUAUAGGCCACAUCCGAUGUACAGUGAGUUGUGGCAGAGUUGGGCUUAAAAUAAAUAUUAUUCCUUAGGAAUU
Molecule: messenger RNA, 899 nt
Organism: Dermacentor silvarum
Lineage: Eukaryota; Metazoa; Arthropoda; Arachnida; Ixodida; Ixodidae
Product: thiopurine S-methyltransferase-like
Exons: 8
Coding region: 55-753 (232 amino acids)
Molecular function (GO): thiopurine S-methyltransferase activity
Source: RefSeq, a predicted model, not a curated record